Molecule: messenger RNA, 1619 nt
Organism: Zootermopsis nevadensis
Lineage: Eukaryota; Metazoa; Arthropoda; Insecta; Blattodea; Termopsidae
Product: TRAF interacting protein no poles
Biological process (GO): replication fork processing; protein ubiquitination
Cellular component (GO): nucleus; site of DNA damage
Molecular function (GO): ubiquitin protein ligase activity
Source: RefSeq, a predicted model, not a curated record
CUAAUCAGUUAUUGACAUGGCGGGAAAUGGAAUAAUUUGUUAGUUUGUUCGUAGGAUGAAAAGAAUAAGUCAUUUUAUUGUACACACUUAGUUAUUCUGUAAUAUAAAUCAUGCACAUUAGUUGCGUGAUAUGUGGUGAUUUGUUUGUUGCUACAUCUGAGGUAUUUGUAACAGGCUGUGGCCAUCUAUUCCAUUAUCCAUGUUUGAUUCAAUGGAUUGAGAGAUCCAAGUCCUGUCCACAGUGUCGAUACAAAACAACUGAGAAGACAAUCCAUCGAAUUUAUUUUAAUGUUGCAAACAGUGAACCGGAAGAAGAUGCUAGUCUUUUGCGUAAUAAGAUUGAUAAUCUGACAUUUCAGAUUCAUCUGAAGGAUACAGAUAUUAAAAAUGCUUCUGAAGAAAAUCAAACAUUGAGCAAUCAAAAUAAGGGAUUAAGGGAAGAGAUUAAAACACUAGAAUUCAAGAUUCGUUCACAAGAAUCAUCAGUAUCAGCACUAAAGGAUCAAAUCAGAUAUCUGCGACUACAAAACAAAGAUGCAGAAGAUUCUCGGGAGGAGGCAAAAAAACUCCGCAAACAACUUGAAAUUUUGAAGAGUAUUCAGAUAAUUGUUCAUGGAACCACAACAGAAGUGGAAGAAAUCCUGGAUAAACAUGCAGACUCACAUGAUUCAAGGAAAUCUUUAGCAACCUAUGUAUCAGUCCUUAGAAGAGAAAUGCAAGCAGCAUCAGAUAGGAAGCAGGCUCUCAGAGACCAGCUAAGAACAUGUCAGCAGGAUCUAAGUGCAGCAAAUUUACAAAAGGAAAAGCUAUAUGAAGAAGUAAAUCUUAAAUCAAAGCUGAAUAAACAACUGGAAGAUGAUAUGCAACAUUUGGAGCAUGAGAAGAGAAGCCUUCAGAAGAAAAUACGUGAUCUUGAGAAAGCCAUUUCUUCACCCAGUGGCAAAAAUCCUAGGGAUAGUGCUCUUCGGAGACUGAUAUUAGAAAGUCCUAUACCUGAGGCAGUCAAAGUACCAAGAAUGACAGAUUCUGCUGAAGGAGACACAUCUACGUCAACACUGUUUGGUACACUACUAUCACCUGGGUCCAAAGCACAAGAGACGUCUGAUCCAGAAUCACCAUACCUGAAUAUUAAAUCAUGCAGUUUCGGCCUGACUCCCCUGAAGGGUUCUCAGAGCAUGAAUCUGAAAUUAUCUUCAGGCAGCAAUAAAUUCAGCAUAUUCAAAAAGGCCCAUCAUACAAAACUAAGUUCUUCAGUGGAUGCAAGUCCUGAAGAAACAUAUGAUGGUUUAGGAGGCCAUUCUAAAUUUGAUGAAUUUCCAGUACCAAGUUCAAAAUUUAAGCCAACACAAAGAAAGUUAAAAUCUGUUUCAACCCUUAAAACAAAAAAACAAGUUACAGUCAUGCAUAAGUUAGAUAGGUUUCUUGAUUUACCAUGAAUUCAGGAUAUUUUUUUAACAAGUUCUAUUUGAGAAGACAAUAAACUUAAGUUAAAAACAGAAUGAAAACUGUGAUUAUACCCCAAGUAAUGUAAACCUUUGAACAUUUAAUUAUGCAUAAAAUGUGUAUUGAAUUCUACUUGAAUCAACAAUUGUUACAUUCUGUGGGCUCUAGACAGUCUU